AUGAGCCACAACGACCACCUCACGUUCGAAGAAUUCAACCGGCGCUCCGCUACACCCCACAGCCACACCACGCCCGCUGCCGUCGCCCUCGCCCUCGUCGCAGGCAUAGCAACGCUCGUCAAGUUUCUCGAUUUCCUCGGCUACCCGCUCGCCUCCUGGAUACGCCACUUCGCCCACACAAUGGCCCUUGACUUGGUGCGCGCCGUGUCGCCCGCCCCCUCGCUGGACUCAGAGGCCAGCGACGACUCCGCGCAGAGCGGAGGCAUGAUGGGGAACCUGUUCGGCAUGGGCGCCAGUGCGCUGUCCAAGGGCGUGCGAGGCGUUGCAAACGCUCUCUCCAGACCGCCCAGCCAUGUCCCCCCGGGUCUGGGCAACUUCGACAACUCGUGCUACCAGAAUAGCGUCAUCCAGGGCCUUGCCUCGCUGCCCUCGCUCCGCGACUACCUAACCACGACCACAACCGAGCACCCGUCGCUCACCGCCGAAUCCACAAACCGCGCCCUCCUCGACAUGAUCAGCCAGCUCAACGACCCGGACAAGCGCGGUCAGCACUUCUGGGUGCGCGGCAAGCUGAAGUCCAUGAGCACCUUCACCCAACAAGACGCCCAGGAGUACUACUCACGGAUACUGGACGAGCUGGACAAAGAGGUCAAGAAGGCUUCGAGCAGUACGACGCGCACUUCUGUCUCCUGGGUAGAGGCAACCAAAAGCUUGAGCUUGGCCUUAGCAGAUUCAGGUCACGACGGAAAGGAGCGCGACGAGGAGGAAGCAGAAGAGAAGAGCAAGCCACUGGCAAAGCAGGCAAAGCAGGCAAAGCAGGCAAAGCAGGCAAAGCAGGCAAAGCAGGCAAAGCAGGCAAAGCUCACGCCGAACCCGUUAGACGGUCUGCUGGCACAGCGCGUGGGGUGUACGACCUGUGGCUACUCCGAGGGCCUCUCUCUUAUUCCCUUCAACUGCGUCACAGUCUCCCUUGGCCGCAAUCGAUUCCGCUACGAUAUUCGUGAGUGCCUCGACGAAUACACGGAUCUCGAGUACAUCGAUGGCGUCGAAUGCGCAAAGUGCACGCUGCUCAAGCUGAAGAGCACACUCACACCACUGGCUCAGGCCAAACCAGACUCACCAUUCGCUACAAAAUUGCAGGCAGUGCAGGAAGCCCUCGACGACGAGGAUCUGGACGACAAGACGCUCAUCAAGACGUUCAACAUACCGAAGAAGAACUGGGUCAAGAGCGAAAAAUCGAAGCAGGCUGUCAUCGCCAGAGCGCCAAGGUCGCUCGUCCUUCACGUUAAUCGGAGCAUCUUCGACGAAACCACUUUCGCACAGUACAAGAACAACGCUGGAGUUUCGUAUCCGUCGCUACUGGACCUUGGAAAAUGGUGUCUGGGCACACAGCCUAGCGGUUCACAGCAACCCGACCUAGAUCUUGAAGAAUGGCCGAGGGAUCCUAGGAAGUCGAUGCUUGCAGGCGGCGAUGCGACCGCUACUUCACCUUUCCAGUACAAGCUGCGGGCUGCCGUCACCCACUUUGGCACUCACGGCAACGGUCACUACGUUUGCUACCGACCGCACCCAAGGCCAGUGCGCAAAGCAAGUGUUGAAGACAAGGAUCAAAUGGAUAGGGAAGAGGACGAGCAGGAAGAGCAGGAAGGGCAGGAUAAAGAGCAAGAAGAGAAAGAAGAAAUCGAAGAAGAAGAAGAAGAAGAAGAAGAAGAAGAAGAAGCAACGUUGAGCGAGGAGCAGUGGUGGCGCUUCAGCGACGAUACCGUCUAUGCUGUGUCAGAACAAGAAGCACACCAAGGCAGCGUCUUCAUGCUCUUCUACGAGCGCAUCGACAAGUCGACACCAUCGAGUGCGGAGCCAGACGUUGCUGCAGAACCACUCGCCAUCUCCGAAGACGCGCCACUACCCCCAAUCAACGUCUUAUCGGCAGAAACCGAAGACAAGGCUGCUCUCAAAGUCCCUCUACCCGACGACACCUCCGACUCCGUCUCAGACUUCAUCCCCCCAGAAGCCCCCGCAGCCCAGUCCGCACCACCCACGCUCACACCCUCCGAGUCCAGCACCGACGAAACCGAAGUCAGCGAAACAGACGCAGAUUCCGAAGCCGAAACAAUAGCAACGCCACCCACGCCCACCCUACCCAAGCUCUCCCCUCACACCAUGCGCACAGCCGGCAACGCACCGGCGCGCGGCCAGGGCAGCAGAGCGAGUCUCCCCCUCGUGAGCGCGACGUAG
Molecule: messenger RNA, 2235 nt
Organism: Ascochyta rabiei
Lineage: Eukaryota; Fungi; Ascomycota; Dothideomycetes; Pleosporales; Didymellaceae
Product: Ubiquitinyl hydrolase 1
Exons: 1
Coding region: 1-2235 (744 amino acids)
Biological process (GO): protein deubiquitination
Cellular component (GO): cytosol; nucleus
Molecular function (GO): cysteine-type endopeptidase activity; cysteine-type deubiquitinase activity
Source: RefSeq, a predicted model, not a curated record